This is a messenger RNA of Botrytis byssoidea, 813 nucleotides long. RefSeq lists its product as uncharacterized. The record is from RefSeq and is a predicted model, not a curated record. The transcript has a single exon. Bases 1 to 813 code for a protein of 270 amino acids. Lineage: Eukaryota; Fungi; Ascomycota; Leotiomycetes; Helotiales; Sclerotiniaceae.
AUGUUGCCCGACCUAGACGAAGAGGAAUAUGCAAAAACGAGAACAAUGCAUAAGACAUUCGUACAGAAUUCUGAGAAAGUGAUGGCAAUGGCUGAGGAAUGGAUACAGGACUCUGAGAAAAUGUGGACAACAUGGGAUGAGGAAAGACAGGAAUUAAAUAUGGGAGAGUUUCUCAAGGCCGAACAAUUUCUUUCCAGACUAUCGCAAAAGGAAAGGAAGGAUUUUGGGAUGAAGUUGUGGCCGUGGAUCGCAGAGUCUCGAAAUAGGAAUGCCCACAGACUUGAUCUGCCAAUAUCAAUCAAGCAAGUCACAAAGUGUAAGGACUUGAACUUUGUUCUGAUUUUCGAAGCUCUAUUUGGCAUUUCUCAGGACGAAGUUCAAGUUUUGUUGAAAAUGGACGAACGAUGUGGUGGGAUAUUCCGAGUGAAGAGUAUCGUGGAAUACCAUGGAACGCUUUAUGCUAGGCAAAUGCUCCAAAGAUUUCUCCCACUAUUCAAACAAUGGCUGGAAGGAAUUCGAAAAGUUCUAAAUCAAAUUGAUGAUAGGACAGAAUUAACCACCUGUCGAGGACACGCUACACUGAAAGCAUCGGCGUUGACUUCAACAAUUGAUGAUAAACUUCUUCAAGCAGUCAAAAGAGUCGGUCAGAGUUGCGAAGAAAGCUACAUAGAAGAUAACUUUCAACCAGCCGAAAGUAACCACAGCGAAACAAUCGCAGAAGAUUGGAGAGAAAGAGCAAUUUUGUCAAGGUUUGGAGCGAUACAGGCCAAGGCAAAACAGGACAGUGCGGAUGCGGAGACAUAUUCGAAGUAG